GCGUUGAACUUUUGUUUCCGGAGGACAGUACAGGAGUGAACACUGGAGGGACACCGCAGUGAAACCGCUGGCGCGUGAGAUGAAAUGACAACGUCAACACUGCAGAAAGCGAUUGAGCUGGUCACUAAAGCCACAGAGGAGGACAAGGCCAAGAACUAUGAGGAGGCGCUGAGACUCUACCAGCAUGCUGUGGAGUAUUUCCUGCACGCCAUCAAGUAUGAAGCACACAGUGACAAGGCGAAGGAAAGCAUCCGUGGUAAAUGUAUGCAGUAUCUGGACAGAGCCGAGAAACUCAAGGACUACUUGAAAAACAAGGACAAACAGGGCAAGAAACCAGUGAAGGAAACACAGAGCAAUGACAAAAGUGACAGUGACAGUGAGGGAGAAAAUCCUGAAAAAAAGAAACUCCAGGAUCAUCUAAUGGGUGCGAUUGUGAUGGAGAAGCCCAAUGUGAGGUGGAGUGAUGUGGCCGGACUGGAGGGGGCAAAAGAAGCCCUGAAAGAAGCUGUCAUUCUACCCAUCAAAUUCCCACACCUGUUCACAGGCAAGCGCACUCCAUGGAGGGGCAUUCUUCUCUUCGGGCCCCCCGGCACAGGAAAGUCCUAUCUGGCCAAAGCUGUGGCCACCGAGGCCAAUAACUCCACCUUCUUCUCCGUGUCUUCUUCGGACCUCAUGUCUAAGUGGCUCGGCGAGAGUGAAAAACUGGUGAAGAAUCUGUUCGAUCUGGCUCGCCAGCACAAACCCUCCAUCAUCUUCAUAGACGAGGUGGAUUCUCUCUGUGGAUCCAGAAAUGAGAAUGAGAGCGAAGCCGCUCGGAGGAUCAAGACGGAGUUCCUGGUGCAGAUGCAGGGUGUUGGUAAUAAUAGUGAUGGGAUAUUAGUUCUCGGUGCUACUAACAUUCCCUGGGUCCUUGAUGCUGCUAUUCGCAGAAGGUUUGAGAAGCGCAUCUACAUCCCGCUCCCCGAGGAACCGGCGAGAGCGGCCAUGUUCCGCUUACAUCUGGGUAACACACCUCACAAUCUGACCGAGGCAGACCUGCGUCAACUGGCCCACAAAACAGACGGAUACUCUGGAGCUGAUAUCAGCAUCAUAGUACGAGACGCUCUCAUGCAGCCUGUCAGGAAAGUGCAGUCCGCUACGCACUUCAAAAAGGUGCGAGGCCCGUCUCGCAGUAACAGCUCCGUCAUGGUGGAUGACCUCCUGAUGCCGUGUUCCCCCGGUGACCCUGAUGCCAUAGAAAUGACCUGGAUGGAUGUACCUGGUGACAAACUGCUGGAGCCCAUAGUGUGCAUGGUGAGAUCCUGA
Messenger RNA from Sinocyclocheilus rhinocerous, 1305 nucleotides. RefSeq names its product vacuolar protein sorting 4 homolog A (gene vps4a). The coding region runs from base 85 to 1305 and encodes 406 amino acids. NCBI's taxonomy places the organism in Eukaryota, Metazoa, Chordata, Actinopteri, Cypriniformes, Cyprinidae. The record is from RefSeq and is a predicted model, not a curated record. Gene Ontology annotation, molecular function: ATP hydrolysis activity; ATP binding. Gene Ontology annotation, biological process: endosomal transport; vacuole organization. The transcript has 11 exons.